GAUUUUUGUAUCAUCGUCACUUCUCCGCCACAGUGCGGUUUUAUUUUUCCUUCCUCAUUGUCUUUGUGACGUCUUUAGUUCAAUUUUUUGAUUUUUUUCAUCAAGUCAUCAGUAACUCUGCUUCUUUUUGCAAUAAUAAUAAUUUCUGCUUCUUUUUAACAAAAGUAUGGCGUAUUUUAUCAUGAUAUAUAAAUUGAAGGUGUAAAUCACGAUCCCAACAUCUGAGUGAAACUCAUCGGCAGUCAUCAUUAUGCUCUCGAGAUAUGCUCUAAGUCCAUACGAUACGAUCGUAUCCAGUGCUUUUCUUUACCGUCAUUUAGCUGUCGAUCCCCGGUCUCCUUGACGUCGUCCAGCUUUCCGGUAUAAAAUUAAUGACCGCCAACUGAUUUCCAUGCAGAUCGACCUUUGCCUCUCCAAAAUUGAUCUAACGAUGCUAUCGUAUACAGUUGUUUUUUGUCAACCGUUACUUUGUUGUUGAUCCCCUGUCUCCCUGACGUCGUCCAGCUUAUUUCCAUGUCUGAGCCACUACUCUCCCACAACUCCACCCAAACAUGAGUGCCUUGUCCUCUUUUUAUGCAGCAGAAGAAAAUAAAAGAACUUCUUGUUUUUAAUUACUGUCUCAUUAGUGACUGAUCACAGAUUUUUUUGAUUUUAUUUUCAUCGUCACUACUGCAAAAAAAGGAUAAAAUGAUGCUGCAUCAGAAUGCGUUGUUUUUGGCAUUGUUCCUUGGAUUAAGCUGUAUCAUUUUUUCGAAGCAAACUGAAGUAAAUUGUCCUGAACAACCUCAUUCAGAAGAUUCAUGUCCUAGCUCUAAUACUCCAGAGCCACUGCCAUUAGCAUAUACGUGCAUGAGCAUUACAUACAAUGGCAAAACAGACGACAGAGCACCAAUUCUUAUAUUGCAUGGUUUUACCUGGUUCAAAGAAAUGUAUAUGGAUAUAGCAAAAUACCUUGCUUUAAAAACAGCUAGGAAAGUUUAUGCUGCUGAUUUACGUAACCAUGGAGACAGCCCAUGGAGUGAAGAAGCUGAUUCAAAAGCGAUGGCUUCAGAUUUGGCACUUUUCAUGAAAACAAUUGAGGCAGAUAAAAUAGUCCUAGUUGGGCAUAGCAUGGGAGGAAAAGUUGCUGUCGAGUUUGCCCUUACUUAUCCUGAAAAAGUGGAAAAGAUAGUUGUAGAAGACAUGAGACCAAAUGGGAUGAGUGAGGAAGGUCAACAAACAUUUGAUCCCAAUCAAGAUUGGUCAGAAUUUUUACGAAAACCCCUUCCUGACGGUUUAACUGAAUACGAAGCUAAGAAAUAUAUUAUAAAAUAUUUUGAGAGAACAUUUGAACAAAUGAAUGAAACUAUAAAGUAUGAUGACAAUUUCAUGGAUUUCAAUCCAAUUAAAUGCUCAGAAGGCAAAUGCAGUUGGAAAUCAAAUAUGAAUGUCCUUCGCAAAAUUUUCGCAAAUCCUUCAAAGUUCUGGCCUGAUAGCAGUGGUAAAUUUGAAAAACCAGCUCUUUUCAUACAUGGAGAAUUAUCUAUUUUCAAAAUAGGUGAUGUUAAGGAAGAAAUUGUGGAAUUAUUUCCAGAUGCUAAACUAGUCGAAGUAAAAGGUAAAGGUCAUAUACUGAAUCCUUACAUUGAAUAUCGAAAAGAAGUUGUAGAUUUCAUCAAUGCAAAAGAUUGAAAAGACGGGUGAAGAAAGCAAUGUAUGUGGAAUUUUCCUUCGAAUAAAUGGAAGUAAGACAUUCUGUGUUGCAAUUUCAUGAUAUAGUUGGAAAAUGUAAUAACACAAUUUGGUUCAUACUUUUAACCAUGUGUAUUUGAAAUAAAAAGGCUGUCCUUUAAUUAAUAA
Molecule: messenger RNA, 1839 nt
Organism: Parasteatoda tepidariorum (common house spider)
Lineage: Eukaryota; Metazoa; Arthropoda; Arachnida; Araneae; Theridiidae
Source: RefSeq, a predicted model, not a curated record